Messenger RNA from Marchantia polymorpha subsp. ruderalis, 5320 nucleotides. The record is from the annotation of a GenBank genome assembly. Lineage: Eukaryota; Viridiplantae; Streptophyta; Marchantiopsida; Marchantiales; Marchantiaceae.
GCCCGGUGCGGUUGAUUGGUCGGUAGGUCGGUUGUGGUGGUGGGUUGCGUACGAACGAAUUCGUUGACAAUCCUGGAAAUGAAAUUUGUUGGUCAAAGAACAAAAGGGAUUGAUUGUGACGGGUAAACGAAGGCGACGAGUGGAGAACGGAGAAAGGAGAGACGGAUUAGCAGCAGCAGCAGCACCGUAAUGUUUAGAGCGUGUGUGUACACCGGUGCGGCUCACUGAGUGAGUGAGAGAGAGCGGCACGAAGUUGGAGUGGGAGUGUCAGCGAAGUCCAGGAUCGGAAGAAAGUAAUGUAGGAAUGCGGGUCCCGUCGCUCUCCGUCUUAUCGCAAGCGGUGCAAAUCGGUGAAGAGCCUGCGAACCGGGCCACGACGCACAGGCAGACAAGCAUUAAAUGCGUCGUCGAAGGUGAUGACGAUGAAGCGGGGAGAUAAUCCGACCACAUCAUUCAGGAGCAAAUGGAGCGAAUCGAUUUAGUGAUAGCGGAACUCACAGUCGGACGAUAGCGCAAGGGAAGCUAGAGAGGAGGAGAGAGUAGUGAGAAAAAUAGAGACAGAGAGGUCGGCAUCACGAAUGCAGCAAAAGAGUAUCAGUGAUCACCAACUUCCUCACCACCAUCAUAGUAGAAAGGAUCAUGGCGAGUGCUGGUAUACAUCUCCCAGAGAUUGCCAAUUUACAUGGCUUUAGAUUAGUGUCUCUGGAAGAGAAAUCAGGCCCAGGUACCACCACCAGCUUGCCGAAGAAUCGACAACCACAUCUGGAGCCGUGUCGUCGUCAUUGGAUUCAUGUCAUCUUCGCCCUCCUCCUUUUGGUCCGUCACUCGUCUGCCCAGAACCGUGAGAUCGAUGGAGUACCUGAAGGAGGGAUAAUUUCUCCCGCUAUGAGACGAUUUCUCGCCGAUCCUACGAUUUCUCCCGCUUUGCAACUGGAUCGAGCUGUUCUUUUAGACUGGAGGGCGCAAUGGUUGGGCUACGCGGCUCAGAAUGUCAAUGCCACCGCUUGGCUGCAGAAAUGGAACGAGAAAGACCUGACUCCUUGCAAUUGGGAUGGAAUUACGUGUGAGAUGUUCGAGGAGCAGUUGCGCGUGACAGUCAUCAACUUCACAAGCAAACAGCUCAAGGGAGUUCUUCCUGCGACCGGGUACUCGAAUCUGACUGCCGUGCGAUCGCUCAUCAUAGCCAUCAACGACAUCAAUGGAACUAUUCCCAAGGACCUCGGGGAGAUGCCGAAUCUGCAAAUUCUGGACCUCGCGCAAAAUCGGCUGCAGGGAGGAAUCCCCGAUGAAUUCGGCGACUUGCUGGAGCACUUGGUGUCGCUGAAUGUGUCAGUGAACAAUAUCUCGCAGCCUCUGCCCGCAAUGCUCUUCUCGAGCUGCGCCAUUCUGCACACGCUCAAUUUCUCUCGCAACAUCAUCGGCGGGGGACUGCCGCACAUAGGCAAUUGCCACCAGCUGGAGUACAUCGACCUCUGGAAGAACCACAUGGUGGGUGCAAUUCCCAUCGAGCUGGGUCAGCUGCCGAGCUUGAAAAAGCUCGUUCUCUCGGAGAACUACAUCGGGGGUCCCAUCCCUCACCAGCUGUUCGAGAGCUGCAAGAGCCUGCAAAUCGUGCAGCUGGCGCGAAUGUUUCUGGACGGGCCCUUGCCUUUGGAGCUCUUCACAUGCCCGCUGCUGACGAUCGUCAACAUCCAGAGCAACAACUUGUCGGGCUCCCUCCCGCACGAAGUCGGCCAGCUCACGAAUCUCGUCACUCUCGCUCUGGGCAACAACAGCCUGGGCGGGCCCCUGCCGGAAGAGCUCGGAGCACUGGCCAAUUUGAAGUACGUGGAUUUCAGCCUGAACCAAUUCGAAGGCACCGUCCCGCCUGCCUACAGCGGGCUGCAAAGCCUCCGAUACCUCGCGCUGCAGGAGAACAGCCUGACGGGCCCGUUCCCCGACGUGCUGACUGGCCUCCCGCAGCUGCGCCUGCUGGACCUCAGCAACAACAAAAUGGUGGGGGACAUUCCUGCAGCCAUCUUCAAUGUCACCACGCUCACGUCGCUGCUGCUGGCAGUGAACAAUUUCACCGGCAGCAUUUCACCCGACGUGGGAAACCUGGUGAAUCUGCAAGUGCUGGACCUGUCGGCCAAUUCGCUCACGGGGAGCAUUCCGCCGACGAUAGGCAACCUGAAGCAGCUGUUGUGGCUGCAGCUCUCCAACAAUAAGUUCUCGGGCUCGCUGCCCGAGGAGAUGGGCAAUUGCAGCAGCCUGAUCUGGCUCAACCUCGGGUGGAACGAGUUCUCGGGGCCAAUUCCGGACUCGUUCGAGUUCAUCGGCAGCACGGCCUUGGCCACAUUCCGCUACAACUGGGUCAAUUUGCCACUGAUUCCUGCGGAGAUGGGUGAGUGCGGGGCGCUGGAGCGAUGGCUGCCGGGAGAUUACGCGCCCUACAGCUUCCUGGUCUCGGAUCUGGCUCAGCAGGGGCGCCAGUGCCGAGUGUGGUGGAACCUGCUGCUCAAGGGCCAGCUGCAUCCGGCGGAAUUGGACACGCCCCUGGCCUACAUGCAGCUCUCGUACAAUCGAUUCAGCGGCUCGCUGCCGAACCGAGUCGGCCAGCACGGAGAUUUCUCGAUUCUCUUCCUGGACCACAAUCAGUUCACGGGCCCAAUUCCGGACCUGCUCGACGAGCUGCCUCUUUACAAUGCCAAUUUCUCGCACAACCAUUUCAAUGGCACGGUGCCGGAGUCGCUGGGAUUCAUCAAGCAGCUGUUGAGUCUGGACCUGUCUUACAACGAUCUGAGUGGGAAGCUGCCCCCGAGCUUGGGCAAUUUGACAUUUCUGGACAGAUUCAACAUCUCGUACAAUAAUUUGUCGGGCCCCGUGCCGCUGGUGCACCAAUUCGCCACAUUCCCCUUCAGUGUCUAUGCAGGCAAUCCCGGCCUGUGCUACGACGGCAGCCCCUACGCCAGCACGUCGACCAAGUCGCAAAUUCUGCCGCUGUGCGGUGAGCUCGACUCGGGGCCGUCCUUGGGGCCGCGCUACCGCAGCGGCAAGGACGGGCUGAGCCCGGCCACCAUUCUGGGCAUCAGCAUCGUGAGCACUCUGCUGGUGCUGAUCGUGGUCGGAAUCGCCUGCUACGCAUCGACCCGCAGGACGUACGUGCGCAACGAGAAUGGCGCGACGUCCCCUGACUCGAGGUUCACCAAGGUGGGCAGGGACCGAUUCCACUCGAGCCGCGACUUGCUCAAGAUUCCCGUGUCGUCCUUCGGCACCGACUCGCUGCCCAAGGCGCUGGCCUAUGUCGAUCUGCUGGUGGCCACCAACAAUUUCGACGACGCCAACAUCAUCGGGGAUGGAGGAUUCGGGGUGGUGUACAAGGCCAAGCUCGAGGACGGGUCCGUGGUGGCCAUUAAGAAGCUGAUCCAAGACGGGGCGCAGGGCGAGCGCGAGUUCGCAGCCGAGAUGUUGACGCUGGGCAACAUCCGGCAUGACAAUCUCGUGACGCUGCUGGGCUAUUGCGCCAGCGAGCGCGAGAAGCUGCUGCUGUACAAGUGCAUGACCAAUGGCAGCCUGGACGAGUGGCUGCACGAACGCCCCGGCGGCAGAGAGGUGCUCAGCUGGUCGAAGCGGCUCAACAUUGCGGCUGGUGCUGCCCGAGGCCUGGCCUUCCUGCACCAUAGCUGCGCCCCGGUGAUCAUCCACCGCGACAUGAAGGCCAGCAACAUUCUGCUGGACGACGAUUACAAUGCCUGCGUGACGGAUUUCGGGCUGGCCCGGAGGAUGUAUGGGCAGGACACUCACGUGAGCACCAUCGUCGCGGGGACGCUGGGCUACGUCCCGCCCGAGUACAGCCAGACCUGGAGGUCGACCACCAAGGGCGAUGUGUACAGCUUCGGGGUGGUGCUGCUCGAGCUGAUCACUGGCAAGCGGCCCACGGGGAUCGAUUACGACGACGAGAGCGGAAUGUACACCGGGGGCAAUCUGGUGGAGUGGGUUCGCCAUCUGCUGGCCAACCGACGGCACGAGGAGGCCUACGAUCCCAUCAUCAAGAACUCCGGAGCGACGCAGGAGCUCUUCCAGUUUCUGAAGCUGGCCGUGGUGUGCACGGAGGACAUUCCUUCCAAUCGGCCGGCCAUGAACGAUGUCACGAGGGCGCUGGACCAAAUCCAGAUUUCGCACAACAUCCGCUCUCCGGCGGCGGCGUUCCUAUGAGCGUGGGGAGAGCUCGGAAGGCCUCUUCCACCAUGAUUGAUUCAAUUUUGCAGCUUUACAUUCAUGUCUUGGUCGCCCCUUUUUACAUAGAAUGAUCAGAUAGAGAGCUUCUCCACAAUUUGGGUGAGCUUGGGCCUAUUGCAACCAUACGUAGGAGCCUCUGCCUCUCGUCCCCAUCACCGCAUCCUCCCUGCCCCUUCCACCACUCCGCCAUUCAAUUCAGAGUCUCUCGCUGUGUGGUAUGCGAAAUUUCACGGUGAAGUCGGGCCAGUUGUUCCAUCAGCAUGCACAGAGCCCAAAAGCUUAGAUUGUUCCUAGAAGAUUGUACACUGAUAGCAAACCAAACCCACUGGGCUGAGUGCAAGUCUCCGGCACCCACCCCUUAACUGCACAUUGUAAAUCUUAUUCAUGUCACAUACAACAGAUCAUCAUCGUGUUCAAACAUUUGCAAUCUCAGAAAUCAAUCUGUGGGUUGGAUUCAUACUCUUCAAGGUCAGCAUCAUUAGUGGAGUCUCUGCUUCUUUGAGUACCUCAGGACUUGUUCAUUUGUCAUUAGGAGUCUCUCCUUUUCAUGAGAAUAGUGAUGUCUGUCUUCCUUCUUGCUUCCUCUGUUUGUCACUACACAAACGGAUACUAGGCAGUGACAGGAACUGACGGACCUAGCGGCAGGAUCAUGUGCACCGCUUCGAAUGUGAUCUUGUUCGGGUCAGUUCAUUUGCCUUCGACUGGGCGGUGUUGAAGUAUCAGCAGUGAAGGGGUCUGCGAGUCUCGUGAAUGUGGGCGGCUCCCCCAUCAAUUUCCAUCACGUGACACAAUAGAAUCAGGCAAAAGCUCCUCAGGCUCUCCUAUAAAAAUCUACAAACAUUUUACCGUUCAAAAGUAGUGGAGAGUGCAUCUCAAUUUCAGUGUUAUCUUUUAUCCUGCGUGUUUAUCCUGUUUGUCCUUUGAGUGGAGCCUCGAUCAUGUAAUUGAGGUUCCAUGGAACCUCAAUUCAUGCAUAGAUCCUUCCUGAUGAGCUAGUAGUUUGAAUGACUAACAAUCGAUGAGCGCUUACAGCCCAGAGAGUAGCCCUGUACGGUCAUUCGAACCUUGUGUCAAAAUUGAAUAAAACUUCAGUUCUAUGCCG